This is a messenger RNA of Ascochyta rabiei, 1254 nucleotides long. RefSeq lists its product as uncharacterized. The record is from RefSeq and is a predicted model, not a curated record. Bases 1 to 1254 code for a protein of 417 amino acids. The transcript has 2 exons. Gene Ontology annotation, cellular component: membrane. Lineage: Eukaryota; Fungi; Ascomycota; Dothideomycetes; Pleosporales; Didymellaceae.
AUGACCUACAGCCCGCCCCCGCCCCCGCCCCGCGCCUCCCGCGCGCAACCCAGCCCGCUGCAAGAAACCCCCCCGGAGCCAAUCCCAGAAGCAGAAGACGCCGCGCAGUUGUACAAGAAUGACGCCGCAAAUCACACCCCUGGCUUCCGCGCCCGCCUGGCCUCCUGCUACGAGCGGAAUCUUGGGCUCGUGCUCGUGUUUCUCGCGCAGACUUGUGGCUCUGUCAUGAAUACGGCUGCGAAGCUGCUGGCGACCGGGUAUGAGACUAAGUUCCACGCUAUGCAGAUCAUUUUCAUUCGGAUGCUGUGUACGACUAUCUUGGGGGUGGCGUAUAUGGCGUAUAACAAGACGCCUGAUUGUCCGUUGGGGCAGAGGGGGAUUCGGGGACUGUUGGUUUUCAGGGGGGUUUGUGGGUUUGUGGGGUUGUUUGGGCUUUAUUAUUCCCUCUCCUGGCUGAACAUCUCGGAUGCCACGGUGAUUACGUUCGUCAUCCCGACUCUCACGGCACUAGUCUGCUUUGUCUGGCUGCGCGAACCCUUCACCAUCCGCGAAGCCCUCGCAGCGCUAAUCGCCUUCUCCGGCGUCCUGCUCGUUGCGCGCCCCACCUGGCUUUUUCCCAACCCGCCCGUGGAUCCCAUCACCGGCGAUCCAGAGCCGAGCGAAGUCGUUGCUAACAUCCUCGCGUUCGUCACAUCCGCGCCGGCUACAUCACCGACCCCCAUCUCCCCCGCCCAGCGAACCCUGGCUGUCCUCGCUGCCAUACUAGGUGCGUUCGGGGCCUCGACAGCAUACGCCACGAUCCGCGUCAUCGGGAAGCGCGCUCACUCCUUGAUCUCUGUAAACUACUUCGCCGGCAUCGCGACCCUCGGAUCCUUCCUCACGCUGCUCAUCCACCCAGACCUGCACUUCGUGAUGCCCGCGUCCGCAGGACAAUGGGCGCUGAUCGCCGUAAUCGGGCUCACAGGAUUCCUCCUGCAAUUCCUCCUCACCGAGGGACUGCAGCGAGAGAAAGCGGGGCGGGCGACGAAUCUGAUGUACUUGCAGCUCGUGUUUGCGCUGGUUAUUGAAAGGGUGAUCUGGGGCACGACGCCGCCGUUGGAGAGUCUGGGUGGCGCGGUGCUGAUCAUUGGGGCGGCGGUUUGGAUUACGCUGCAGAAGAACGCUGGGGUGAAGGAAGAGGUGAAGGGGAAAGGGAAGGUUGUGGACGAGGAGAGUAGCUUGUUGGGGCGUGAUGAGGAGGGGAGGGAGAGGUGA